Molecule: messenger RNA, 4094 nt
Organism: Anas platyrhynchos (mallard)
Lineage: Eukaryota; Metazoa; Chordata; Aves; Anseriformes; Anatidae
Gene: MEX3C
Product: mex-3 RNA binding family member C
Molecular function (GO): RNA binding
Source: RefSeq, a predicted model, not a curated record
UCUUCUUCCUCCUCCUCCUCCUCCUCCAGCGCCGCCAUGGGACAAAAGCAGCGCUGAGACAGCGAGGGCCGCUCCGUGCCCUCCUCGGCAUGGCGGCCCCGCGCCGCUAGGCUCGGCCGGGGGCUCGCCGCCUCCUUCUUCUCCUUUCUUUUUCCUUUCUCUCCGGCCAUGCCGAGCGGCGGCGGGGCUGCGGCUUCUCCCCCUCCUCUCCCUUCUUCUUCCUCCUCCUCCUCCAAGGGGCAGCCGCCGCCUCGCCUCCUGCUGCCGCCGCUGCUGCUCCUGCAGCCGCCCGCCGCCCUCCUGCGCCAUCGCCUCGCCGGGCUCGGGCUCCGCCACCGCGGGCAGCCCCCGGGGGAGAGGAGGAGGAGGAAAGGGGACGGCACCGCACCCCCGGAGCCCCCCGAGGAGGAGGAAGAGGAGGAGGAGGAGGUGGAGGAAGAGGAGGAGGAAGCCGAGGAGGGGGAUCUGGAGCUGGACGAGGAGGAGGAGGAGCUGGAGGGGGAGGAAGAAGAGGAAGAAGAAGAGGAGGAGGAGGAGCCGGCUGCGCUGCUGCCGCCCUCCUCGCCCUCGCUGCCUCCUCUUCCUCCUCCUCCUCCUCCCCUGCUGCCGGGGCUGGGCUCGGUGCUGCUGUCGCCGGCUUUCGAUGCCCAGGAGGCGGCGGCGGCGGCGCUGUACGGGGCGGGCGAGCCGCGGGGCAUGAUGGCGGCGGGGCUGCCCCCCGCCUACAGCAACGAUGGAGGAGGUGGAGGAGGAGGAGGAGGAGGGGGGGGAGCAGCCGCCACAAACGGCGAGCAGGCGGCGCUGCUCCGCCGAAAAAGCGUCAACACCACCGAGUGUGUCCCCGUGCCCAGCUCCGAGCAUGUGGCCGAGAUCGUGGGCCGCCAGGGUUGCAAAAUCAAAGCGCUGAGGGCCAAGACGAACACGUACAUCAAGACCCCCGUUCGCGGCGAAGAACCCAUCUUCGUCGUCACCGGGCGGAAAGAGGACGUAGCCAUGGCCAAAAGGGAAAUCCUCUCGGCCGCCGAGCACUUCUCCAUGAUCAGAGCGUCGCGGAACAAGAACGGCCCUGCUUUGGGAGGUUUGCCCUGUACCCCAAACCUUCCCGGGCAGACCACGGUCCAGGUCAGGGUGCCUUAUCGCGUAGUCGGGCUGGUGGUGGGCCCGAAAGGAGCUACCAUCAAAAGGAUCCAGCAGCAGACCCACACCUACAUCGUCACCCCCAGCCGGGACAAGGAACCCGUCUUCGAAGUGACGGGGAUGCCGGAGAACGUGGACCGGGCGCGCGAGGAGAUCGAGAUGCACAUCGCCAUGCGCACGGGCAACUACAUCGAGCUGAACGAGGAGAACGAUUUCCACUACAACGGGACCGACGUCAGCUUCGAGGGAGGCGCCUUGGGGUCCGCCUGGCUCGCUUCCAACCCCGUCCCCCCCAGCCGCGCCAGGAUGAUCUCCAAUUACAGGAACGACAGCUCCAGCUCUUUGGGAAGCGGCUCCACCGAUUCCUAUUUCGGAAGCAAUAGAUUGGCUGACUUCAGCCCCACCAGUCCCUUCAGCACGGGCAACUUUUGGUUCGGAGAAACGCUGCCUUCCGUGGGCGCCGAAGAGCUCGGGGCCGACUCCCCCGCCUACGACUCCUUCCCGCCGCCGUCCCAAACCAUUUGGAGCCCUUUCGAACCCGUCAACCCCCUCGCCGGCUUUGCCAACGACCCCACGGGGAACGCCAAGCCUCAGCGCCGCGGGAGCCAGCCCUCCACCCCUCGCCUGUCGCCCACUUUGGCGGAAAGCUUGGAGCACCCCUUGGCGAGGAGGGCGAGGAGCGAUCCCCCCGGCGCCGCUCUUCCCGUCUACAUCCCGGCUUUUUCCAACGGUACCAACAGCUACUCCUCUUCCAACGGGGGCUCCACCUCCAGCUCGCCCCCGGAGUCGAGGCGCAAGCACGACUGCGUCAUCUGCUUCGAGAGCGAAGUGGUGGCCGCCCUGGUCCCCUGCGGCCACAACCUCUUCUGCAUGGAGUGUGCCAACAAGAUCUGCGAGAAGGAAACGCCCUCGUGUCCCGUUUGCCAGACAGCUGUUACUCAGGCAAUCCAAAUCCACUCUUAAGUAUCUAGAGAUGAUGAUAUUAUUAUUAUUAUUAUUAAUUAUUAUUAUUAUAUAUGGACAUCUAAAGGCAUGGGUGUAACGGUACCCUCUAGUAAACCUCCUAAGUCAUUCUGACUGUUGGGCUUUCUUGGGAUUAGGCUAAAGUUUGGUCAUAAAUAUCCGUUCCUAAAAGGCUGCUACGGUAACACUAAACCUCGGUGGUCUCGGCACGCUUAGCAGAGACGCACCUGGUGCGACACGGCACGGCGAGGGGAAGUUUGGAGCGCCGACACAACCGCAACACCAAUUUUUCCAGGCUUUCCGACGGCUCUCGGUCGAGCGUUGGGACUUGUGUGCGCUGGCAGCGACGAACCUCAGAGCCCGAGCACAGAAGCCCGCUGCGCGGAGGCUUUGUGGCAUUACCAAGAUAUCAAAACAACACUUCCAAUGCUGCCUUCUUUACACUGCCAGUUUUGAAAACAAAAAAAAAAAAAACAGGUUUGGGGAAAUCUUUUUUUUUUUUCCUUUUUUUUUGCGCCUGAUGCAACGACUUACGCCUAAUUCUCUUCAGCAUUGCAAAUGCUUUUUUUUUUUUUUUUUUUUAAAUGGAUUUUUUUUUUUUUUAGAUGGAUUUCUUGAGAAGGAUUUCAGGUUUUCAGCAGGAUCAGGUGAAUUACUGCUAACGGUGAGCGGGGAGGGAAGGAGAAGCUGCCCGCUGCACCUCCCGUCUUUCGCCCAAGGUGGUCAGAGGAUCAGGAACGUAUCGCCUCGAUCGGGAAUUCCACCCCACUGCUUUUUCUUAAUGUCAAGUGGAAGAGUUCUGGCUGGCUUCGUCCCAUUUCAGUAAGGGCUUUGGGACGCACACACUUUGAAGAGUGAGGAUGCUGACAUUCCGUUCGUUAGUCCGAUCAAGCUGUUCUUAAAUUGUUUAGAGUGCGUAGCUUCAAAAUGUGAAGCCUUUUUAUGUUGGAUCCGUAUUUGUCUUGCACAUACGUAAAGAUAUAUUUUAUUUUUAGUAACGGAAAGGAAAAAAAAAAUAAGGGGGGUGCGUACGUGCCCUCGUGUUACUCGUGACAGUGGCCCUGCAAUCAGUUGACUUCAUUUCAAACCCGUCUUUCCAAUCACCGGGCGAAACGCCUCCGGAGCGCGCUUCGUACAUUUCAACCUGUGGAUGUUCCUCGCUUUUUUUUCAUCCUCAGUACGUUCCCAAAUCUGUGCUGGCAUCUAUUAAAACUACAAAAAAAAAAUACAAAAAAAAAAAAAAAGGACACAAAGGGGAGUUCCGGUGGAUUUUUCUAUUUUUUUUUUUUUUGAAGCAUUAUUUUCCCAAGACAAAGCUUUUUUCUCAGUAUAACAGGAAAAACAACACAAAAAAAAAAGAAAUUCUAUGUGUAUUGAACUAGUAAAUAGACAGAAACUUUAUUUUUUAUUUCCACUUGAAGAGUUACAUUUCGUAUCAAAGUUUACAGAUAACGGUUUUUAUUUUGGGAUUUUUUCAGUCUGAGAGUUGCCUUGAGGGCACGAUUACCGUGACGCAGAACUUUUCCAAGCUCCUUUUGCUUGUAGGGCUCUAGCUCCACGUCAGUAUUGAACCCGAAGCUCUAGCUGCAGGCGUGUAGAUAACGAACCGGCCUUCACCCAGCAUGUUAUUUUGUAUUUUAGCGCAUCGUACACGGCAACUAAUAAGCCAAGGAAUCGACGAGACGUUAGGUGCGUGUACCCUUUAUAAACCACGAACUAAGAAUGGUUAAAAAACAAAAAAAACGACUCUCGAGCUAGUUUAGGAUUUGCUAAUUUUACUACACUUUUUGUUAUGUAUAUGUAGGGAGGUCUCAUAGGGAUUAUGAAUUCAAUUUGAGUAAAGUUUAAAAAAAAAAAAACAUAUAUUUUAUGAUAAAAGGGCCUUUAACUUAUGAUGGCCAAAGCACUGAUAUUAUAUAUUUGCUGUAAAGAGAAUUAUAAGAGUUUUAUUUUUCUGAUAUUAAAAGUUACUUAAUAAAGACUUGUUUCCAUUA